This is a messenger RNA of Cetraspora pellucida, 1511 nucleotides long. The record is from the annotation of a GenBank genome assembly. Lineage: Eukaryota; Fungi; Glomeromycota; Glomeromycetes; Diversisporales; Gigasporaceae.
AUCCUGGAUCAUCUGAUCUUGAAAAAAAAUUUUGGUUAGACUUGCUCACAAUCACCAAACUUACUUUAUACCAUCAUUGUACUCAAUCUUGUAAAAAGUACAAUAGAGGUUUACAAAAGCAUUGUAGGUUUGACUUUUUGAGAGAACUUGUUGAUCCUCCUGGCCAACCUUCUGAUAAACCUUCGUUCGAUCUCGUAAAUAGAUCCUAUAUGAUUGUAACAAAGUGCCUUAACAAAAUAUUAGGUCAAACUGAACUUACAAGCCCACAAGUUUCAGCAUAUUUAUUGGGCAUUCCUGAUCAUUAUACCCCAAAUAAUUUCAUCACAAUUCAUCUUAAAACGUUUGAAAUUUAUCUUACAAAAGAUGAACAAAGCAUGUUUAACAGAACAGAUGAAUCAUUUUUUAUAUCAUCGUUCAACAGAAAAUUAACCACCGUGAAUCUUCAUGUUGAUUAUCAGUUCAGAGAAACUGUUAUAGACUUGCGAGAGCAUUAUAGUACAUGGAAUGACUCUUAUCAAUCCUUUUUUAAUGGUUCUUCUUUGUCACCACAUCUGAAAUCUAUAAUUUCUAAUAUAGAAUUAUUGCAUCGAUGUUCGGAAGAAACCACUCUUGACCAAGAAUUACAUCGAAAUGCGAUAAGUGAUUCUUUUUUGCAAAAGCUUGCCACAUUGAUCGUUCUGUUCACAGACUCUCUUAAUUUUGAUUCCGCAAAAGUUAUUAGAUCUGGUCUAAAAGAUGUAAGAAUGGUAGAUGAGGCUAUGAGCUUUUUACGGCUUAGAGGAAAAUUUAAUAUAAGAAAUUCUACAUCAUAUAUUACAAAGAUUCAUGAUAAUAUUAACUUACAAGACAAAAUUUCUGAUGAUAGCAAUGCAAAAAACAAUGCUCUCUUAAAUGCUUAUAUCAAUUUUCAAAAUAGUGGUUGUUAUGACAUUCCCUUAAAUAUAUCUAUAAAUGAGUGUAAAUCUAAAGUCAUCGAUGCCAUCUCAUCUUACUUUGAACACUGUUCUCAGCAAAAUAGUCUUCUUGUUCUAGCUCCAACAGGAUGUGCUGCUGCAAAAAUUAGAGGAAAUACUCUUUAUUCUGCAUGUGGAUUUGCUUCUCACUUGACUUUAUGCUUUUAUGAAAAAGUAAAGGCAACAGAUAAUAACACCCCUUUUGCUGGAAUUAACAUCUUGUUUGCUGGUGAUUUUAUGCAAUUACCUCCAGUUUUAGAUUCUGCCUUAUAUAUGCUAGACAAAUUCACUCACAUAUCUGCUCAGUUUAAACCACAAUCUGUUUCCGAAAGCCAAACUUCUUCGAAACAAAAAUCUUUAUCAGUUAAUAACCACUCUGUCAUUAACAUCACAGUGAGAAAUCUUUGGCUAAAUGUUAAACAUGUUAUAAUUCUAAAAAAACAAAUGCGUCAAUUAAAUGAUUCUAAUUAUGCUUGCAUUCUUAAAAAUAUUCAUGAAGAAAAUCUUACAAAAGAUCAAAAAUCUGCUUUGAGCUCAAGAGUUCUUGAAGAUAACUGA